Messenger RNA from Pseudopodoces humilis (Tibetan ground-tit), 1524 nucleotides. RefSeq names its product exosome component 9 (gene EXOSC9). Gene Ontology annotation, biological process: rRNA catabolic process; U4 snRNA 3'-end processing; nuclear mRNA surveillance. The record is from RefSeq and is a predicted model, not a curated record. Gene Ontology annotation, molecular function: mRNA 3'-UTR AU-rich region binding. Lineage: Eukaryota; Metazoa; Chordata; Aves; Passeriformes; Paridae. Gene Ontology annotation, cellular component: nuclear exosome (RNase complex); cytoplasmic exosome (RNase complex).
GCGCUGCCCCCUCACAGCGCGGCCAUGAAGGCGACGCCGCUCUCCAACUGCGAGCGGCGCUUCCUCCUGCGCGCCAUCCAGGAGAAGAAGCGCCUGGACGGGAGGCAAUGCUACGACUACCGGAACAUCCGCGUCUCCUUCGGCGCCGACCGCGGCUGCUGCAUCGUGGAGCUGGGCAGGACCAGGGUUCUUGCACAGGUCUCGUGUGAACUCGUUCCCCCUAAGCCAAACAGGCCCACGGAAGGUGUGCUCUUCUUUAAUCUGGAGCUCUCACCCAUGGCUGCACCUGGGCUGGAGCCUGGCAGACAAUCCGAGUUACUGGUGUCACUGAACAGACUAUUGGAACGAUGCCUCAGAGAUUCCAAAUGCAUUGACACUGAAUCUCUCUGCGUUGUUGCUGGUGAAAAGGUUUGGCAAAUUCGGCUGGACAUGCACCUGUUAAACCACGAUGGCAACAUCACUGAUGCUGCCAGCAUAGCAGGGAUUGUAGCUCUGUGUCAUUUCCGCAGGCCAGAUGUGUCUGUGCAAGGAGAGGAAACAACUGUGUACACUCCUGAGGAACGUGAUCCUGUCCCCUUGAGUAUCCACCACAUGCCCAUUUGUGUCAGUUUUGCCUUCUUCCAUCAAGGGACCUAUUUAUUGGUGGAUCCAACUGAACGUGAGGAGCGGGUGAUGGAUGGGCUCCUUGUAAUUGCCAUGAAUAAACACCAUGAAAUUUGUACCAUCCAGUCCAGUGGAGUGGUCAUGCUGCUGCAGGAUCAGAUUCUGAGAUGCACUAAAAUAACAGCUGUUAAGGUGGGAGAAAUAACAGAACUGAUUCAGAAAGCCUUGGAAAACGACCAAAAAGCCAGGAAAGAAGGCGGGAAGUUCGGCUUUGCGGAAUCCAUCCCCAACCAAAGGAUCACUGCCUUCAAAAUGGAGAGUGCUCCUGUGGACACCAACGAUGUGGAAGAACAGGCUGGAGAAAUCAUUGCUAAAGCUGACCCUCCUUCAGAAGUUUUUGCCAAUCCAGUAUUGCACACUCCUGGUACAGCCCAAAUUGGGGAAGGAAUAGAGAGCUCCUGGGGAGACCUUGAAGAAUCUGAAAAGGAAGAAGCAGCGGAAGAGGAAGAUGAAAGUGAGGCAGCUGCUUUUGAAUGUGAGAAAGUAGAAACUGAGGGUACAAGUACACUGAGGGAAACUAAGAGUGAUGAACCCGUUGUGCUGUCUGACAGCGAGGAGGAAGAAGUUGUCAUUCUGGAACCACAGGAACUACCAAGGAAGACAAGAACACAGACCAGCUCCAAACAAGAAAAUCCGAGUAAGAAAGCAUUUAACAAAAGGAGAAGAAAGAAGAGAACUCGUUAAAGCCAUCAUCCCUUCCUGCAGGAAUGCUGUAUAAUAUGGAUUUUGGUGUACUAUUACUGAGCUUAUUUUUGUAGAUAAUUUUAUUUCCUCCCCUCCCAAUACCCGGUUCUGCUUUUACGUAUAUGUUGAAACGAUUGUACACAGAUUUAAAUUAAAAAAUGGUGCCUGUAAGUGAAA